AGCUUUCGCUUACUAUUUAAUAUUUAAUCCUAGGAGCAGAGGUUGGGCUUGCUUCAAGUGUUGCUUCCUUAUCGCGGAGCAGAGGAGACGAAUCGCAGCGGUGGAGGGAGGUGACUAAGAUCCACCGUGCAAAGGUUUUCAGUAUAGUAGAUGCAUAUUUACUCUGCAUACCCGCAGAUUUGAAUUGGCUUUGUUGGAGCGGAGGCUUUCUUGUUUCUGUUUGUAUUGUGAGAGAGGAGUGCGAAGUCAUGGACCGCUGGAAGGAUAGGGUAGCUUUGGUAACGGGUGCCUCGGUGGGCAUCGGUGCAGCGAUCGCCCGUGCGUUAGUCCAGCACGGCAUGAAGGUGGUGGGCUGCGCCAGGAGCGUGGACAAGAUAGAGAAACUGGCAGCAGAAUGUCAAAGUGCUAAGUAUCCUGGUACAUUGAUUCCAUACAAGUGUGAUCUGUCAAAUGAAGAGGAAAUUUUGUCUAUGUUCUCCGCUAUCAAGACCCUUUACCAGGGAGUGGAUGUUUGCAUUAACAAUGCUGGCUUGGCUCGUCCUGAACCACUUCUUUAUGGAAAGACUGAAGGCUGGAGGAACAUGAUUGAUGUUAAUAUCCUGGCCCUUUCUGUUUGCACUCGUGAAGCCUACCAGUCGAUGAAAGAACGAGAUGUGGAUGAUGGUCACAUAAUUAACAUUAAUAGCAUGAGUGGACACAGAGUAUUGGCCAGUUCCAUCUCUCACUUUUAUAGUGCAACAAAGUUUGCUGUGACAGCGCUCACAGAAGGGCUGCGACAAGAACUUAGGGAAGCAAAGUCCCUUAUAAGAGUAACGUGUAUAUCGCCUGGGCUUGUGGAAACCGAGUUCGCUUUUAGGCUUUUCAAUGAUGCCCCAGAGAAGGCAGCUGCAACAUAUGAAAGUCUUAAGUGUCUGAAAGCAGAAGAUGUAGCCAAUGCUGUGGUGUAUGUCCUUGGAGCACCCCCUCAUGUUCAGAUUGGUGAUGUGCAGAUGAGACCAACAGAACAGGUGUCAUAGCAAAUGCAAAAAUACGUCAGCAUGAAGAAAUGCCAGUGAGCUGGGAAUACUUCCGAGAUAUCUGUUGGAUGGCAAGGAGGAUCUUUUCAAUUAACUUUAAAGAUCACUAGUAGAAAUACAAACCUCUCUCUACAAAGCUGGCUCUGAGGGGCAAUAGCUUUUUUACGAAGAACAUUGGUUAACACGACCCAUAUAAAGCAGAUAUGCCAUCAGGAUAAAAGCAAAAUGAUGCAGUUUUCAGAAUGUUUGUUUUUUCAUGGCUGUGGCACCUGAUCAGAUGUGUCCCUUAAGAUUUUCAGACUGUUAUUAUUUUCAAGAUUUUCAGACUGUUAUUAUUUUCUUUCCAUUUUGUUGCCCCUAUUUUGUAUUUGGUAGAAUCCAUAGUUGUGUGUCUACACUUUUUUAGUGCAGUGGUCAUGAAGGGAAGCCCAGAUCGUGCGUGUCAUUUGAAGCAGGAGUGAUUCCUGUUUCAUCUUCUGACAUCUGGCAUAAGGCUAUCACUGCACUAGAAGAUUUUGUAGGUAUUGUAUAGAUGCAAAACAGAAUAUGGUGUCUGAUCUCAUUAAAUCAGACAAUUCAUAGAUUUCUUACAAGCACUUGACGUAACAGAUGAGCUGAUACAGAUAACCCACACUGGAUACAACACUUGAUACAUCAGUGUAGCAAACUGGUGCCUGUCAUUCAAAAAGGCAGUGUCGUGUAGCAGUAGCAACAACUGAUGUCAGUUGUCCUGUGACCAGAUCACAAGUCAUUUGUUCACAUUCUGCUUCAGCCAGGAGUAAAGCUGGAAUAUGAAGCUCAGACUUCACCCUAAUUUAGCUUUUUCCGGACUAUCUUUGGUAAAUGAAACUCUGUUUCAGUUAACACUUUUGCUUCUAUACUCUUGUUUUCACUUCAUUAGUAUUAAUGUUUUGCCAGCAGAGGCACUUGCCUCUAGAGUCUAGAUAGUGUAAAAAAAUAAUGAUUUUGUCUGCAUUGGACUUGUAGAACUGGUACAAUGUGGGAUAGAGGAAAGAUUUUCCUUUGAGUUUUAAUCAUUGAAUGUUAGUACUUGGCAUGUUCCUUGCCUGUCAUGUACACUAAGUUACUUCAUUUUUACUGCACUAGAAUCCUGUGUGCGCACAGGUGAAUGUGUAAUUGUGAUCACACAUACAUGCACGUCUUCUAAACUUCCUUCUAUAAAUGUAACCUCUGUUCAGCACCCUGUACAGUUUUUAUGUUGAAUGUAUUUUGGUAUCUUGUACCUUUCUUCAUUUAAGAUGCAUUACGCAUUCUCACAUAUCUGCCUCCUUAGAUGGUGUAACUAAUGCAUGCAUGAAUGAGCAAUGCACACUUCACACACACACACACACACACACACACACACACACAUAUGUGUAUAUAUAUAUAUAUAUAUAUAUAUAUAUAUAUCUAUUGGUCUAGCUAUAUGAACUGCUUUCCUUGUUGGAGCGAGGCAGUCUGUUCAUUGCUGUAGACCACAAAGGAGGAGGAAAACUGUAUGUAGCCUUUUUUAAAGGGUAAUACAGGAAGGGCAUUUUUGCUAUUGCUAUUAGUUAACAUUAAAGGGAACUUCUUAAGAAGUGAAAUUAGUCAUCUAAA
Messenger RNA from Protopterus annectens (West African lungfish), 2615 nucleotides. It is a transcript of the gene DHRS11, whose product is annotated as dehydrogenase/reductase 11. Lineage: Eukaryota; Metazoa; Chordata; Ceratodontiformes; Protopteridae. Gene Ontology annotation, molecular function: oxidoreductase activity. The record is from RefSeq and is a predicted model, not a curated record. The transcript is spliced from 7 exons. The coding region runs from base 249 to 1016 and encodes 255 amino acids.